AGCUCAGAUUCGUCUCUCGUUUACCAGUUCUUCGUUUUCAUUUUCUGAGAAAGAGUGUUUGUUUGUUAUCUCUGGAAACACACUUUGCGUCAAGUCUUCUUUCUUUUCUCCUUUUCCCAAUUAAUUAAUUCCCAAUUCUCAAUAAUUUCCUCACAAUCCAAAUUUUUCACGAGUUUCUCUAUUUUUGAUCCCAACAACUUUUCCAUCAUUUUUCUCACUUCAACGAAACCCAGUGAUUUUCUCACAAAGGGGUUUCUCUAGAUUUCACUUUUCUCUAUUGUUUCUUCUUAAUUUGCUUCUACCAUAUGUAAUUUUCUCGAUCAAAUUCAACGUUUUGAAGCUGCAUCACAAUGGGAAAACACACCUUAUUGAAACUAUUAUUGUUUUCUCUGAUUUUGUUUCAUUGUUCUGAUGCUUUCUUUAUUAGGGAUUUCAGAAAUUUGAUUGAUUCAACAACAAAGGAUUCUCCAAUACCAAAAGAGAAACAAUUAGAUCCAAAAAACACUGUUGAUGCUAAUGUUCCACCAGUUUCACCGCCACAAUCGUUACCUAAGGUGGAGAAGAAUAACAAUGGUGAUAAUCAAAAUGGGACCAAUAAAAUUGAUACUAAUACACCUCCCCCUGUUACGGAAACUGCACCCCCUCCUCCUGUUACGGAAACUGCACCCCCUCCUCCUGUUACGGAAAUUGCACCCCCUCCUCCUGUUCCGGAAACUGCACCGCCUCCUCCUGUUCCGGCAAAUGCACCACCUCCUGUACCCAAAAAAGCUGAAGAAGAUGUGAAGGGUAAAAGUGAGGGGAUUAAACUUGCACAUUCUACCACUAAUGACAGUUGUGUUGGACUGAAUUUUUGCACAGAUGAUGGAGUCUUGGUUGCUUGCAUUUCCAAUAUGGAUUCCAAACACUUUGUUGUUCUACUUCAAAAUAGAGGGGAUGGCACUAUCAAAGUGAAGCUUCGCAGUGAUUAUGAAAGUAACCUUGGAGAUGUAGAAGUUGACAAAAAUAAAACAGAAAAGGUCACUAUCAAACGAAUUAGAAGCGAAAGUACAGAACUGACUUUGGAUGCCGGAAAAGGGGAUUGUGUGCUUCACGCUGCUACUCCUGUACCUGAGCAGAGUUUUUUUCUGCGCCUUCCUUCUUAUGACAAGAUUUUAACACCAGUAAAUGGCGCCUAUUUCCUCAUAUUCACAUUACUAGUCUUUGGAGGGAUAUGGGGUUGCUGCUGCAUGUUCAGGAAGAAACGACAUGACGAGGUCCAAUAUCAAGAACUCGAAAUGGCAUUGCCAGAGUCUGUUUCAGCUACCAAUGUGGAAUCUGCUGAAGGUUGGGAUCAGGUAUGGGAUGAUGAUUGGGACGACAAUGCAGCAGUUAUAUCGCCAGCCGUACGCCAUGCAGGAAGUAUCUCAGCAAAUGGCCUUACUUCUAGAUCUUUAAACAAAGAUGGAUGGGAAGAUAACUGGGAUGAUUAGUUAUCAAAAGGGAAAAGGAAUAAGGUAAAAAGAUAUUAACUUCAAAAGCGACAGCAAAAAAGCAAACAUAGUUGGGGAGGGAUGUGACAAAUGUGGCUGUGCUAGGGCAUAACUUAAUAUAUGACCUUGCAAAGGGGCAGCAAAAAAGAAGAGAGAAGUGUGAUAGUUUUAACACAUUGGAUUGUUAAUCUUGAAUGUGUAAUAGUGAAUGCCUUGGCUCAAAAGAGAGUCAAAGGAAACUGUGUAAAUGAAAUAUAGAAGCUAAAGUUUUGUUUUUUGCUUUAUUAAAAUCCAUUUACUUCUUUUGGCACACACUGUAAACUGCUUUUAUUUUGCUAUAUUUUGAGGAUAUUUUCUAUUCUUAUUAGAGGUGAUGGGGGUGACUUGUGAGAUGUAUUGAAAAUUUGAAAUCCACAGUAGUAUUGGCUUUUUGGUAAUGAUAUGAAAAAAGUAUUGGAUGGUGUUUUUGGUACCUCUCCAA
Molecule: messenger RNA, 1950 nt
Organism: Trifolium pratense (red clover)
Lineage: Eukaryota; Viridiplantae; Streptophyta; Magnoliopsida; Fabales; Fabaceae
Exons: 4
Coding region: 351-1469 (372 amino acids)
Source: RefSeq, a predicted model, not a curated record